This is a messenger RNA of Dunckerocampus dactyliophorus (ringed pipefish), 2934 nucleotides long. RefSeq names its product von Willebrand factor A domain-containing protein 1-like. Gene Ontology annotation, molecular function: protein binding. Bases 1072 to 2544 code for a protein of 490 amino acids. The transcript has 13 exons. Lineage: Eukaryota; Metazoa; Chordata; Actinopteri; Syngnathiformes; Syngnathidae. The record is from RefSeq and is a predicted model, not a curated record.
CAUUCUCGGCUUUGUGAUGAUGUCGCCACUUGUGGUCGUGGCAGCGGCGGUCUUCUGCGGGCUGCUGCGAAGGUUUCGACUGCUGCUUUUCAUCCAGCCAAUCACCCGUGCACGGAACGAGAAGAAGACGAGGAGGCGAGCUCCUAUGAGGACACAUCAUCUCCUGCCUCUCCACCAGCCGUUGGCUCAUUACUCUCCCUCCAGUCCAUGGCUUAAUACUUUAUCUCCAUGCAGGAUGCCGCCGCCCUUCUCCGUCCUUCCUAUUUUCAGACAUCUGAAAUCCAUUUUCCAUGUUCCAUUCCGAUCUCAUUACAGCCUGUCGCCUGUGUGUCUCUCAGAUGAAAAGAGGGAAUCAAGGCGGGCUUUUCAUUAGCGCCGCUUCCGACCUCUGCUGCAGCAUCAUUCAAGAAGGCAAAGCAUGGUUGGUCCUCCACAUCACAACCCUCUGAUGUUCUGUUGGACACCAAGCAGUCAAUGUUCACUGUGGCGCCUGGCGAGGGUCACAUCGUCAUCUGGAACAUUUUCAUUCAUCUCUCUGGUGGAGAAUUGAAGUUCUGCAAGCGGGCAUAGCUCAUAAGGAGAUGCCAUGGCUGACUUCAUGACUUUCACGCAUUGUUAAGACUGCAUGUCGACUGGCUACUGAGCCAGCAGAGCCGAGCCGACAUGCCAUGGCUGAGACGGACCUGCCAUGACUGAGAUCGAGUGGAAAAAAGGUUCUACUCUCAUUCUGUGUGGAAGUGGUAGGGCUGUGAUAGCACAGGUCCAGACAUGCAGCACACACAUACGGAAGGAAGGCUGCAUCCGUAUCCGCCUGUAUAAACACUGAUGGCGGGGGAUGACUAACGAGCCGCCACAGUACUUUGUAAGUAUGACAAAUACACAUUCUAAUGAAAUCUGCGCUUGUGUGUGCGUGUGUGUCAUGACCCGUGGCGAGCUUGUUACAAGUUGAAGCACCUUCAAAUGUUCUCCGAUAUCACACCAAUGAUGUGAUCUCCUGAUUGCCUGAAGGAGGGGAGGAGGAGGAGUUGGAGGAGGAUGAGGAAGCUUCUGACCAUGUUGUGGCGUCUUUGAAUGCUUCCCCGCGGGAGGAUGAAGAGGAUUUUUUUACACGGUUGUGUUGUUUUUCUGUGGGCGAUGUUUCUGCAGCGGGGCGGCUUGCAGGUUGUUGUGUUACCUGACACAGUGCUACACUGCUGUGAGGGGGACAUUCUCCUGCUGCUGGACUCUUCGGGCAGCGUGGCCAACUACGAGUUCUCACGUCUCCUGCGCUUCACCGCCAAGCUCCUCCGCCCCUUCUCGCUGGGUCGUGACCAUGUGAGAGUGGGGCUUCUGCAGGUGGGAACCCACCCAAACCUGGAGUUUGGCCUGGAUGUGCACAGCAAACAGGAAAGUCUGCAGAAAGCUCUGCUGGGGGUCAAACAGCUGCAGGGGGACACCAACACCGAGGCGGCACUGCGGGUGGCUCAGCGUGUCCUGACAGACACACGUUUGCCCAAGGUUCUCCUCUGGCUGACUGAUGGCGUGGAGCUGGGCGAGGUGGACGAGCCCAUCGCCCAGCUGAAGGAGCGGGGGGUUUUUGUGUUGAUUGUGUCGACGGUGCACGGCAACUUCCAUGUGUUGCAGCGUGCGGUUUCCCCUCCUGUGGAGUCCCACCUGUACUCGGUGGACAUAGACAACAUGGACAUCAUCACAGAAGACCUGCGGGAGGCCAUCAUCAAAAUCAUUCGAGCAGAGCGACUGCGUGCGGUUCGUGUCACAUCCCACAGCGCCGUGCUGCAGUGGCGCCCUGUUUUGAGCAGUCACAGCGGUUUCUAUGAGCUGUGGUAUCACGACAAAGAGAAUACGCAAACAGAGGCAAGACGCUUCCUUUCGGGCGAAUCAAGCCAGGUGGAGCUCACCGACCUGCAGCCUGAGACCACCUACUCCGCCUUCCUGCGGCCUGAGUCCAACCGGAGGCUUUUCAGCACCCUCACUGUGAUCUUCACCACGCUUCCUGAUGUUCUAAGCCCUGCUGUGGUCUCAGUGUCAGACUCCGGCCCCCAUCAGACCCGAGUGAGCUGGGGUCCCCUGCAGCCAGCUCGGGUCCAGAGGUACACAGUGGAAUACGGAGCCAUUCCUAGUGGAGCGGUGCAAAGAGUGACGCUACGGAGCCAUCAGAACUCGACUGUGCUUACCGGCCUGGAGCCAGGGACUCAGUACCUGGUCACAGUCAGUGCUUUGUACGAGGACGGGAAAGAAAGAGCCAUGUCCGUGAAAGCGUGCACUCAAGAAGCAGCAGCUCCUCCUGCCCUCGCCGACCUUCAGCUGACGUCAUUGGAGCACCAGGAGGUGCAGGUAGAGUGGAAGGCCCCCCAGCAGGGCGUGAGAGGCUACUGGCUUAACUGGGAGAGCGGGGACGGCGUCUCUUCCACGUACCUGCCGCCGUCCUCUCGUUCCACGCGACUGGCACACCUCGCGCCGAGCAGCCGAGUGUGUGUGUCUCCAGUGUACGGGUGGGGUCGAGGAGAGGGCGUAUGCUGCACGACAGACAACCAAAGAGGUUAGCAGUACCCGAUCGCUCCCUUUCUUUUAUUUUCGUGUGUUUGGUCGAUCAGUUUUAUCUGCAGCAAAAGCAUAAACGUAAAAAGAGAACACGUUUGUUUCACAUGUUUACACAUGUUUACACUUGCACAAUUCAACAUGCCCGAAAAGGAGUAGGAAGAAGCGGAUCGUAUUCCAUCCUACCCCUUCUCCAUGUCUCAGCUGUUACUGAUCAUUCAUUCAUGCUUUGUUUAUAACAACACUUACAAUCAUUUACCUGUUUACAUUUGUCAUUAAAAGUUUGUUUAGGUGUGUUAUUAUAAUAUUAUAUAUUAUAUUAUGUAUAAUAUAAUAUUACACGUAUGUAGCGAUGAAGGAAAAGGAAAGUGAUGACAAAAGUUAAUAAAAAUUUGA